UUGCUAGUGACAUAAACAAAAUGUACUACGAAAACAAAUAACACUGAUAAAUUCGAUUGUUCAUUAUGAAUAUAAAGACGAUGCCCGACUGAAAUUAUGUUCAAAGUUUUCUCAGCUGAAGUGUACACACAAGCAAUUUCGUUCCCGUGAAAUCGAAUUCAUUUAAAUUUGCAGCUGAACAGUUGUUAUCAUUGUGAAAGUAAUUCAAGUACCCUCCAAAAUGAAAUCAUUUUUGAUAGCUGUUGCUUUGAUUGUCGUCAGUCACUGUCAGACCACAUUGUGCCGCGAGUAUGAGUCCAGCGAGUCGGAAUUCGAAGAACUCACUGAGAAAUUGUUCAGAGAAAGCGCACCAAACAUAUUCCCUUAUGUCAAAGUUAAUCUACAGAGCUCAACGUCUUCAUGGUCACGUUCGGAUGAUGCUGAACAACCGCUUUUGAAUGUUGAUGAGUCGGUGGUGUAUAAAGUGCCAACAAUUGCGAAAUUGGUUGCACUUUUCGAUAAUUAUGAACUAGAUGCGUCAGACAGUGAAGAGGUGACGCCUGAAGAGCAGAUUGAAGAAAUGGAGUUCAUUGAUGCAGUGCUCGAUACGCAAGUUAUGCAAACCGCCAUGAAUUUCUUACAUAAAAAAGGUUACAUCAGAUCAAGUCGGGAUGCCCAAUUUGAUCUACUGAGGGACAUUUGGUUUGGAAUGUACCCACGGACUAGAGGAAAUAUCGGCAGCUCUGGCUUUGAACACGUGUUUCUCAAUGAAAUGAAAUAUGGUUCACCGAUUGGGCUUCACAACUGGAUUUAUUUUCAUCAUAAAGAAAAUGUCACUGGUAACGUUGAUUAUAAAGGCUAUAUGGACAGCCUUUUGCUUGGCAAUAAAGGACAAAUUGUUAAAUAUCGUUUUUCUUUCGAUGGCGUCACCAAACCAGUCAAUUCCAUGUUUAUCGGAACAUUGCCUGAGCUCGAUAUGGCCCUUUUUACUGUCUGCUUCGAAAUGAAUAAGACAUACUGUCAAAUUUCUUUGGAUGGAAAUAAACUCACUAUUCGCACUUUUCCAUUCAACUACCACGGUAAGAGGAUGGUCGGUGCAACGUAUCCAGUGAUAUAAUUGUUGCAUUCCAUCUGAGUGUUUUGUAAAUGUCAAUAAAAAUGAUAUCAGUCUUUCUUUUCAUGCACACACAAAUUUAGUAUCAAUAUUUGGCGUUCGUAGAAUAAUUAUACGUUGCAUCCUUUCAUCGAUCAAUUUAUAUUCAAAUUUAGAAUAAUAAUAAACAGAUGUUUCUGAAAAUGGUUU
Messenger RNA from Sitodiplosis mosellana (orange wheat blossom midge), 1282 nucleotides. Its product is annotated as endoribonuclease CG2145-like. Gene Ontology annotation, molecular function: RNA endonuclease activity. The record is from RefSeq and is a predicted model, not a curated record. NCBI's taxonomy places the organism in Eukaryota, Metazoa, Arthropoda, Insecta, Diptera, Cecidomyiidae. The transcript is spliced from 5 exons. The coding region runs from base 221 to 1096 and encodes 291 amino acids.